Messenger RNA from Pelagomonas calceolata, 855 nucleotides. The record is from the annotation of a GenBank genome assembly. Lineage: Eukaryota; Pelagophyceae; Pelagomonadales; Pelagomonadaceae.
UCCACGACUGUGAAUCGGGCUUUUUUCAGCGCGCAAGGCCUUAGAACUUGGUUUCGCGCUUUUUGGCAAUCCCGCAGUGCCUACUUUCGGCAUCAAUCAAAACCGGGCGUUCUGGGAGCCGUGAGGGGCCCUGCUAAGGCUGAGGCUUUGCACUGCGCGCAGAGCAACGCGGCCGACGCGCAGCACCAACACAAACACAAAAAAGCGUGAAUGGGAGAAGCCCACCGCGCCUUCACGAGCAUGGAUCGAGUGUUACAAAGAACAACAACAAAUUCAGACAACAAGGUGUCGAAACUCAUCGACCAGCUCAAAGCGAGGACCGACGAGUUCACGGCCGCGACGAACAAGACCAUGAACGCGAUCAACCCGACCGAAACUUUGGUAGCGCGCAUGCGCGCGUAUGGGACUGCCGUCUCCGUCGGCGUCUUUAUUGGAGCCGCGGUGACGGCCGGCGUGCUGGCCGGGCUGGCGUCUUUAGCCGCUAUGAGAGCACCCCAACUGAAGGAAGCGCGCGAGGAGGCGAAACGGAUAUUUAAGAAGUUCACCGCCGGCGGGCCGUCGCCGCCCCCGGAGGACACUCACCUAGAAGAGCGCGUCGGUGACAUGGAGCGGAGGCUCGGCGAGACGCGCGUCACGCUCCAGGAGCGCGUCACGGCCGUCGAGGCCAUGGAGACCACCGGCCGCCAGGCCCUCGAGGCCCGGGUGCUGGAGCUCGAGAUGCGCGUGCCGAACUUGGUAGCCUUGCAGGAGCGCAUCGACAACGUCGAGCUGAGCAUCGCGCGGCUCGCAGCGAUCGAGGAGCAGGUCGCGAGCGGCUCCAAGCUCUCAUCACGUAGAAUGUCAUAACGAGAAGUG